AUGAAUCGUAAACUUAAUGGAGAAGAGGAAAUUUUUUCAGUUACGAAAAUUUAUUCUGAUGAGAAAGAAUCAUUCGAGGGAGCUUUUUCAUCAAUAGAAAAAACUAAUCAAAAGAAAGAGAAAAUAAUAAAAGGAUUGGAAGACUUAGCUAAGCAAAGAAAAGAGUUGGUUGAAUUACGAGAAAAUAAGCAAAAAUUAGAAGAUCUGUCGAAAGAAGAGAAAGUAAAAGUUAUUCAACUUGAACUUCAAGUCGCUAGAUUAUUAAAAGAAUCAAAAAAAAUUCGGAAUAUUCUUCUUAUUGGUCGAACUGGUAAUGGAAAAUCAACACUCGGUAAUGUUUUAAUUAAUAAAAAUGAAAAUUUUGAAGAGGUUUUUAAAGAAAGUAAUUAUGCUGCUAGUCAGACUAAAGAACUAGGCAUUGAGGAAUUUGAGUAUGAUGGGAUAAAGUAUCGAAUAAUCGACACUAUUGGAUUUGGAGACACUGAGUUAACAGAAAAGGAAGUAUUAGAUAAGAUAUCUGAGGUUGCUUAUUCCAUAAGCGAUGGUUUAGACCAGGUUUUGUUUGUCACAAAAAGUCGCUUUACAGAAGAAGAAAAAAAUGUAUUCAACUUGUUGAAAAAUGUCCUCUUCGAUGAAACUAUUGGCAAGUAUACAACAAUCGUUCGUACUAACUUUCCUGAUUUUGAUAAACCAGAAGAACGCCAAAAUGAUAUUAAAUCAAUGAGCAAGGAUAAUAAAACUAGUGAUGUGAUAAUAAAUUCUUGUAAUAAUAAAAUUAUUCAUGUGGAUAACCAUCCAAAAAUCAAGGAAAAUCGAGAUAAAUCAAGGAAAAUCUUGCUAAGUCAUUUAGCAAAAUGUAAAGGGGUUUAUUAUCCAAAUAAUUUGAAAGACCUAGUAUCUAGAAUCAAAUCUUAUGAAGAAAUAGAAAGAAAAAAUAGGGAAGAGAUAAAAAAAUUAGAAGAGAGCAGAAACAAGUUGGAAAAAGAAAAUAAUGAAGAAAGAGAAAAAUUAACUAGAAGAAUAGAAGAAUUAGAAAAAGAGAAAAAAGACGCUGAGGAAAAUAGACGCCAAGAAACUCGGGAACACGUUGAAAAUAGAUGUUCGAAGUGA
Funneliformis geosporum is the source of this 1110-nucleotide messenger RNA. NCBI's taxonomy places the organism in Eukaryota, Fungi, Glomeromycota, Glomeromycetes, Glomerales, Glomeraceae. The record is from the annotation of a GenBank genome assembly.